Hippopotamus amphibius kiboko is the source of this 1477-nucleotide messenger RNA. It is a transcript of the gene KLK12, whose product is annotated as kallikrein related peptidase 12. Lineage: Eukaryota; Metazoa; Chordata; Mammalia; Artiodactyla; Hippopotamidae. Gene Ontology annotation, biological process: proteolysis. The coding region runs from base 435 to 1250 and encodes 271 amino acids. Gene Ontology annotation, molecular function: serine-type endopeptidase activity. The record is from RefSeq and is a predicted model, not a curated record. The transcript has 6 exons.
GACGAUCCCAGAUCACCUUGAGUCAUUGUUCUCUGGGCUGCUGGCUGGUUUGGAAAGGAGGGGAGAAGGAGAGGGGCUGGGUCUUCCCUCCAAAGUCUUCCUGGGCCCGCCUCCCCGCUUCCCCUCCAUUUAACUGCAAAUCUCAAUUGUGUCAUUAGCUGAGAAGAGUUUCUGCGGGAUUAAAGGGUGCCCCACCCCAUUCUACCUUUUACCCUUCCCCCAACCCAGAAAUCGCAUGAGCUGGCACAAAGAGUUAAAAGCUGUGUCAGCUGCCGGUCUGGGACAGACAGACGGAAGAAAGCUUGACCGGUGACUGAGAGGUGGACAGUGGGAGAGCUGACUGGCAGGGUGGCUGACAGAUGAAAAGACAAGCAGGUAGGUGGCCAGGCAGACAGACUGCAGCGAGACCGACAGGCUGAGACUGCAGCAGCCACAUGGAGGAACCAGCAGGCAGAGAGACAAGAACCUGGAGGUGGCCCACUAUGGUGUCCAGCAUCUUUUUGUUCCUAUGUUUUAUUGGAGGAUUCUCAACCACUACACCACCAGCAGAUUUCAACACAGAGAGGAUUUUUAAUGGUACAGUGUGUGUCCCUCACUCGCAGCCUUGGCAGGUGGCGCUGUUUCAAGGUACUCAGCUGCGCUGUGGGGGGGUCCUCAUUGACCGCAGGUGGGUUCUCACAGCUGCUCACUGCAGUGGCAGCAGGUACUGGGUGCGUCUGGGGGAACACAGCCUCCGCCAGCUGGACUGGACGGAACAGAUCCGGCGCAGCGGCCUCUCCGUGACCCACCCCAGCUACCAGGGAGCCCAGCAGAACCAUGACCAUGACCUCCGGCUUCUGCGACUGGGCACCCCUGUCAUCUUGACCCGCAGCGUCCAGCCCCUGCCCCUGCCCACGACCUGUGCAACGGCUGGGACCAAGUGCCUCAUCUCGGGUUGGGGCACCACCAACCACCCAUGGAACCAGUUGCCAGACCAGCUCCAAUGCCUUAACCUCUCCAUUGUCUCCAAUGAGAACUGCCAGGCAGCGUUCCCCGGGAGAAUCACCCAGAACAUGGUGUGUGCUGGCGGCAUCGCUGGGGAAGAUGCCUGCCAGGGUGACUCUGGGGGUCCCCUAGUAUGCGGAGGAGUCCUUCAGGGUCUGGUGUCCUGGGGAUCCGUGGAGCCUUGCGGGCAAAAAGGCAUCCCAGGGGUCUACACCAAUGUUUGCAAAUACGUGGACUGGAUCCGAACGGUCAUGAGGAACAACUGACCUGCUUCCUCCCCCUUCGUGCCUGAGCUUGGGGGCCGCUCUGACCCUCAGAGUGCCAACACCUCCUCCAUCAUCACCCCUAGCUCCCACUCUUCUUGGACUGGGGAUCUUCUUCCCGGAACUCCAACUCCAGCUAGCCCUUCUAAGACCUACGGUUGGAGGAGGAGGAAGUUUGUGACUGUCUGGAAUAAAUAUAACUGGAGGACGGGCUGUGUCUGUCUAUUUGA